CUAGGUGGAGAUUAUUUUGGGACAGAAAGAAGAAGAAGAAGAAGUAGCAUCAACCAGACGAGUGGCUUUUGACGGAAUAUUCCUUUUCCGGCGACGUAACUGAUCAAUCACUCUCUCUCGUUCAAUAGGGAGAGAGAAGGUAGCAUAACAGUGAUGGUGUGCACUUCGUCUCUUCAACCUAGAUUCCUCUCCUCCUUCGUCGGAGAUUGUCGUUUCAUCCACUCUACUUUCAACUUCAAUCGACGCUUUCGCUAUGAACCAGGAAAAAAAAAUAUAAACAUGCAAAUGUCAAGAAACUUUUCUGGCUUAACCAAUCUCCUGUUCAAUAGAAGAAAUGUUGAUAAAUUGGCAGACAGCAAACAGAAACCUUUAAAACAAGGAAAAGUAUCUCCUUGUCGUCCAGUUCCAGAUCACAUACCAAGGCCUCCUUAUGUCAAAUCACGAAAACCUCCUGGAAUUGCAAGUGGUCCUGAGGUGCAUGAUGAGAAGGGAAUACAGUUGAUGAGAGCUUCUGGGAGGCUUGCUGCACAGGUUCUUGAAUUUGCUGGAACUUUGGUCAAGCCAGGCAUAACUACAGAUGAAAUUGAUCAAGCAGUUCAUCAAAUGAUUAUUGACAAUGGAGCAUAUCCUUCACCUCUUGGCUAUGGAGGGUUCCCAAAAAGUGUGUGCACUUCAGUCAAUGAAUGCAUUUGUCAUGGAAUCCCAGAUUCUCGUGCACUUGAGGAUGGUGAUAUUAUUAACAUUGACGUUACAACUUAUUUAAAUGGGUAUCAUGGAGAUACAUCAGCCACUUUCUUCUGUGGAGAUGUUAACGAUGAAGCUAUAGCCUUGGUACAGGUAACAAAAGAGUCCCUAAACAAAGCAAUAUCAAUCUGUGCACCCGGAGUAGAGUUCAAUAAAAUUGGGAAAACAAUCCAGAGCAUUGCAGAUGAACAUCGCUAUGGAGUGGUGCAACAGUUUGUUGGUCAUGGAGUGGGACGCGUUUUCCAUGCGGAUCCUGUUAUUUUGCACUACAGAAACAAUGGGCGAGGACGAAUGUUGCUGAAUCAGACAUUCACAAUUGAGCCUAUGUUGACAAUUGGAAGCAUAGAACCGGUAAUGUGGGAUGACAAUUGGACGGUUGUGACUAAAGAUGGAAGCCUGUCGGCACAGUUCGAGCACACGAUCUUAAUAACAAAAGAUGGUGCUGAAAUAUUAACCCAAUGCUAAACUAAAGCUAGUAGGUACACUUUUCUGAUUCUUUCAAAUAUGAAGAAUGAAUGUCCAUUAUGAUUAUUUGAAGAAAAAAACAUGGUUUGAUUUAUAUAAUAACUCAAUUUGGAUAA
Impatiens glandulifera is the source of this 1325-nucleotide messenger RNA. Its product is annotated as methionine aminopeptidase 1D, chloroplastic/mitochondrial. Gene Ontology annotation, molecular function: metalloaminopeptidase activity. The transcript has 10 exons. The record is from RefSeq and is a predicted model, not a curated record. The coding region runs from base 154 to 1209 and encodes 351 amino acids. NCBI's taxonomy places the organism in Eukaryota, Viridiplantae, Streptophyta, Magnoliopsida, Ericales, Balsaminaceae. Gene Ontology annotation, biological process: proteolysis.